Drosophila eugracilis is the source of this 3979-nucleotide messenger RNA. It is a transcript of the gene Vrp1, whose product is annotated as WAS/WASL-interacting protein family member 2. The record is from RefSeq and is a predicted model, not a curated record. The transcript has 9 exons. Gene Ontology annotation, molecular function: actin binding. Lineage: Eukaryota; Metazoa; Arthropoda; Insecta; Diptera; Drosophilidae. The coding region runs from base 651 to 3059 and encodes 802 amino acids.
UACUGUCACACUGGCAGCCAGCAGCACAAUAAAUUUUUUGUUUUCUCAACUGAUUGCGUGGAAAAUCGAGAUAUCCGAAGCAGAUAAACAAUGCUGCAGUGCUAGACCCCUUAAUCGAAAUAAAUAGGCGUUUCGGGAAAUAUUGGGUAUCCAACAGAACUCAAAAAUUACACAAAUCCAAAAGGCAGCCCAUCUGGCUGUGUGUGCGUGUGUACGUGAGUGAGAGUGACGUCGCAGUGUGCGUGUGUUUGUGUAAAAAUGAAAAUCAGACAAAUUUGUUGUUUCGUUUUACGACUUUUAGGCAUUUAGCCUGACUUUUACACAUUUCUACAUUAAUUUGUUGGGAGGGGAUUUCCCGCCACAGGCACAAAACACGACGCACACCACAUUCAACACCAGUGGAUUUAAAUUAAACGAUCGUCGGGACUAGCGCGCGGAUUAUCAAGUUUGGAAUUAAGUACGAAUCAUACACCUCUUCACAAAAACACAUUUGGAAACGCCUGCUAUGCUGUUUCAUCCUCGCACUUUUGUUCGCCCGAAAACAACGACAUACACCUGCUGAAAAACUAAAGACAGCCGAUUGCCCAUAGAUCCGAGAAUUUCAUUCACAGAAGCUAAAGUCCGAAUCGAAAACAGAAACCCGCUUCAAGAUGGCUAUACCGCCGCCACCGGGACCACCGCCUCCGCCAGGACCUCCACCGCCUCCGGCGAUGGGUGGCCUAAAACUGGGUGGCGGAGGAGGAGGUGGAGCAGACGCCCGUUCAGCCCUGCUCAGUUCGAUCCAGAAGGGAACCAAGCUGAAAAAGACCACAACAGUGGACAAGAGUGGUCCGGCGUUAUCAGGCAAGGUGUGUGGAGGAGAUGGAGGAGGAGCAGGAGGCGGAAUUGGAGCCAAGCGAACCCUCAACAAUAACACCAGCACCAGCAAUCACAACAACAGCAAUGGCCUUGGCAAUGGAACCCCCAAAUUGGGAGGCCUGUUCGAAGGCCUCUCGCAAAUGCCAAAACUGAAGCCCGUGAACGGCAUUCGCGCAACGCCAUCCGCAACAGCAGCAACAUCGAAGUCCACAACGAACUCAUCGGUUCAGCAGCGGAGCAAUAGCCCGCCAGCCGCAACGACCGCCUCAAAUGCCAGCAACGGACCCAUGGACUUCAACACGGAGCUCACCAAGCACUUAACGCUGAAGCGCCAAAAACAGCAGCAACAACAACCACAGCAGCCGACGGCGACGAACAACACACAUAUCAAUGCAACGGAAGCAAAUCUGAGAACAAACCGGGGACCACCACCGCAGCCGCCAAAGUCAGCCAACACGAGUGAUUCGAUCUUGGAGCGCAUGAACAUCCCCCGCACAGCGCCGGCCCCCUCAUUUGCCGCCAAUUCGAGUGUCAAAGCGGCAUCGCCCACGCUCUCGGACAGCGGCAGCAAUAGCAGCGGGAGCGGAGGUGGAAGCGUCAAGAGCAAGGCGGCCAACCUGAAUAUCUCGUUAGGCAAUAGUUUUGUAAAUAGUUCAAAAACAACAACGAGUGCCUCGACCACGUCGCUGAACUCCAGUCAAACGUCCUCGACGGGAUCGCUGCGCAAUUUGGCGCCCAAUAAGUCCACAUUGUUUGGUGGUAGCGGUGGUUCUAGUUCCGGGUCAAGUUCUGGUGGCGGUUAUGCAACUGUUCAGAAGUCUUCACCACCCUCGACGGCCGACAGCACGCCAUCGGUCACGCCUACACCGCAGAUGAAGCCGGCCAUUAGCUUUGGCAAGCCCAAUUUCGCCCCAAAGCCACCGGGCCUGAAUCAACUGGCGCUGGCCAAUGGACAGCAGCGUCCGGCGGUGACCAGGCAUCACAGUAUGAAGUCGCCCAGAUCUCCUCCAGCGGCAGGCAGCGUCAAUGGACCAGUGUUCCCCACCCAACAGCAUUUGGGCACUCUGCGUGGUCCCCUGCAGUUCCACGGUAGCGAAUCCAUCGGCCACAACACCAGCGCCGGCAGCAUGCGAUGUGCCCCCAACCCGCCAAAAUCCCGCCCAUCGGUAAAACCGCCACCACCACCGACGCCGGCUCGCAGUUUCUCGAACAGCAAUCUGAACAAUAUUGGAGGAUCCUCGCCAUUCAGUGCGGUGAACACGGCCUUGAUUCAGAGCUCGGCCACCACGACACAGGCACCAUCACCACCAAUUACCCAGCCGCCAUCCUCCUCCAGCAGCAGCAGCAGCGUGGCCGCCCUGCGCGAUCAAUUCCGUGGUGGAGCUGGAAUGUCUAAUGGGGCACCAUCGCCACCACUGCCACCGACGCCGGCUCCCACCUCCAAUUCAUCUUCGGCAACCGCCAGCCCAAAAUCCUCGCUGCGAGACAAUGUAAAACCGAUUAUCCUGAAUGGAGGUCCUCUCAACCCGCCAGCGCCACCGCCACACCGCACCUGCCCACCUCCGCCGCCUCCGCAGCGACAGUCGAGUAAUGGUGGUUCCGCAUCGGGAUCAGCUCCAGUUCCGCCGCAGCGUCAUUCUUCCAUUAGGCCCAACGCCCCAUCGACGCCACCCACGCACAUGGCCAAUGCAUCGCAUCAGUUUGGCAGCAGCUCAGGAUUGUCGUCGGGAUCGUCAGCAGGAGCUGCAGCGAACGUGGGUCGGCUGGUCAACGACUUGGAGACAAAGUUUGGCAAGCGAUUCCACAACGUCACCGAGUUUCCAAAGCCGCCUCCGUUUCUAAAUAUACAAAAAGUCUAUCCUAGUCGCACGUUUAAGGCCACCAACGCACCCGGAAACAGCAAUGUGAACAACAACAACAGCUCGGUGGCUAGCAACAAUAAUACGACCACGAAUCCCAAUCCUAAAGGAACAGGAACAGGAGGAGCACCUCCAGUGCUAAAGCCCGCCUAUGCACCACUAAAGAAGCACAGGGCUCCAGCACCUCCACCGCAAGCUGGCGUGGCAGCAGCCACGGUAUCAGUUAUACGGCAAUCGAGUUUUCUUUACGGCGGAGCAGCAGGUGGUUCCGGUGGCUCGAGCAGCAUACGACCACAGUCACAGCCAGCGGGGAUUGGGCCACGAAACUCUACUGUCUACUGAAUGGAUUAUGGUUAAAGGAUAAAGCUUAGUGUUUGAUUUGUAUAUAACUGUGUGCAUGGGGAGGAGUGUGUUUGUGGCUUCGUUGUUGAUGUGUUGUAUGCGGGUGUGUUAUGUGCCACAGGCAGUUGUUCAAAAAGUCAAUGGAAAGUACGUAGAAUAAACCAAAAACAAUGGCACACUAAAACCCCCUAAAAGGAAAGCUUAAUGAACAAUUCAAGAGCAAUCUACAAAACCCUAAAAAUUCGUUGGCGUCUUCCCAUGCUGCAAUUAAAAUAGUUAAAGCAGGCAAAAAAUGUAUGGUCCACUCCGAAAUUUGUAUAUAGAACUAGCACCAAGUUAGUGAAAUUAUCAAGCAGCAUCUAUACCUUAUAUAUGGUAUAAACGGGUGUAAAUGAUUGUACGUACUUUUAGGAGCGCGCCUCUUUGCAUAAAAAAUAUCUUACUAGACUGAACAUGUUAAAACCCAACAGCAACAAUUAAUUAAUGUAAUUAUAUACGAUAUUUAGAAUCGAUUACUGUACGACUUAAUCCCCUAGAGCAAUACACAAAAACACACACAAUGGAAAAAUGUUAACAAUGCACAACCGAGAGCAUUUCAACGAAACUCGCCACAUUCCAUUUCCGAUUUGUAUUUAGUUCAAUGUGCAAUAAGUGAGUUCGUGUGAUAAUCUCCAAAGUAUUUAGGUAUUUAUCUAUCAUCUAUCGUUUUUGGUAAACGUUUGUUAAACUCCUUUUUGGGCAAUAACUAUUUGGAAGUGAGCAUAAUACACAUUAAUAUUAUUCUUAUUCUUAUUAUUAUUAAACUCAAUCAUUGUUGUUGGACUUGAUGUCAUUAGAAGUAUUAAUCAGCAAUUGCAUAACAUUUUAUUCCAAAUCAAAAUCAUUGCAGUUAUAAAUAAAAUUACGAAGUCAUUAAAAAA